AUGGGCGGCGGCGCUGCCAAGUUGAGGGAGGACGGGCGUAGAGCCCUGGCAACGGGCACUCCGGAGGAUGGUCACAUGCAUUCGGGUUUGACACUACCAGUGUUGGCCUCGAUAAAAGCCGACGGAGAGGAUGACCAGCGCCCCAUUCCCAUUGGGGAUGGUGAGACGAGCAAGUGCUCCUAUCGCUCUGAGCCCGUUUCGCUGGAGGAAGUGCUGGGACAUGCCGACAGCGAGACGGCGCGAUACAGAAAGAAAAAAACAAUCGGGAGGGGAGCAUUUGGUGAGGCGUAUAUUGUGGAGCGCAACCCCAUGUACCCAAUGCCAUCACGAAGCCAGGCCGCGAAAGCAGGGUACAAUCUGCAGAGAGGAAAACGAGCUGGCGAUGACGCCCCUCGCUUCUUUGUAGCCAAGGUGACGAAUUUGACCUCCAUGUCGCCGAGUGACAGACACUAUGCCCAGACGGAAAUCAUGUGCCUCGCGUGUAAUUACCAUUUUGGGAUUAUACAGUACUUUGAGCACUUUUUUAUAGACGACGAAGAUGAGACAAUUAUCAUCAUAACGGAGUUUGCGGAUGGAGGAGAUCUGUACCACAUGCUUUAUAAUGGGCCGACGAAGUUUUGUCUCCAGGAGACGGAGGCCGGAAUUUACUUUGUGCAGCUGCUACUUGGCCUUGACCAUAUUCAUCGCCGUCGGAUGAUCCAUCGUGACGUAAAGGCGGCGAAUAUUUUUUUAACCACGCACGGGUUUUUGAAACUUGGUGACUUUGGUUUCUCAAAGCAGUACGACUGUACAGUCUCAAACCCAAUAGCCUGUACCUUCCUUGGCACAAGUUACUACCUCGCCCCAGAAAUGUGGCGAGGGCAGCGUUACGGCAAAAAGGCAGACAUCUGGGCAGCUGGAAUAGUUCUCUGUGAACUGUUGGGGAAGCGGCGGCCAUUCGAGGCGGACUCUAUUCCUAAAAUGAGGGAGCUUGUUCUCUCUGGUGCCAUGUGGCUUCCCCCCACGCUUCCUGACAACGCCGGCACCUCACCCGAGGAGCGUGAGGAGCAGCGAAACAUGGGCUACAUCUCGAGAGAGAUGCGGGAAUUUAUGGAGUCCAUUCUGCAGGAGAAUCCUGAGAAACGGCCGAGCGCCUCCCAACUUCUCAAGGCACCACUGAUGCAGCACUACCUGUGUUUAUUAAAAAAACGCGUGGAUCGCAUGAUUGCCUCGGAUACCGAAAUGGAGAGUAAGUAUAAAGCAGACCCUGCACAGUUUGCGGGGUCGUUUCCCGAGUAUAAUCUUUCACUGGAGGAGCAGGCACUGGUGCUGAGCGGAAUAGCGGAGGGCGAGGAGGUGAUCCACCUGGAGACGGAACGGGAGAUGGCAACAAGCACCUCUCCCCGCAUUGAGAGCACCGUCUACAAGGAGACGGCUGGUGGCCAGUGGAAGGAACGCUACCUGAUUCUUGCAGAUGGGUUCCUGACAAUGACGCUUGCGAAGGGCAAGGUGGCGGCGGGCUCCGGUGAACGCAGUAAGAAGGUCCCACUUCAAGCAAUCAACGCCGUUGCGCCCGUCGUCUUUGACCUUCCGGUCACAGCUGAAACAAGUGGAGAAAUUGGUUCUGUUCAGGCACAGUUUGCCUUCGCCAUCUCUACGCAAAAUUCACAGUCUAUCGUAUUUGCUACCCGGACUGAGCAGGAGCGUGACCGGUGGCUAUCUGCGCUGAUUGCAGCGCUGAAAAUGGAUUAG
Molecule: messenger RNA, 1731 nt
Organism: Trypanosoma conorhini
Lineage: Eukaryota; Euglenozoa; Kinetoplastea; Trypanosomatida; Trypanosomatidae
Product: putative protein kinase
Exons: 1
Coding region: 1-1731 (576 amino acids)
Biological process (GO): protein phosphorylation
Molecular function (GO): ATP binding; protein kinase activity
Source: RefSeq, a predicted model, not a curated record